Molecule: messenger RNA, 2010 nt
Organism: Paraglomus occultum
Lineage: Eukaryota; Fungi; Glomeromycota; Glomeromycetes; Paraglomerales; Paraglomeraceae
Source: the annotation of a GenBank genome assembly
AUGAAAUCAAGAAAGAACAUCCCAAAUGAAUUUUCCUUGGAAUAUGUUAACAAAUCUCACAUUGAAUCUUUCGAGAGAGCGCUUGCAUUGAAUCCGGACACUGAUCCUAAUGAGCACAUUGUUGCUGCCACCGAAUUACUCCCAUUUAGACAACCUGCACCCUCGACAGCAGAGGGAAUAACGUAUCAGUUGUUCAGGUUUCCAUUGAUGAUCAUCGCCUUUGCGUAUAUACUUGUCGAAGCUAUUCUUUAUCUCAUUGUAAGAGCAAUUGUUGCAUCAUGGGAAUAUAUUGUUACAUAUCUACAUGGAAGAGGAACCAAUCUCACAAAUAGUCUCAAGGAAGCAAGAACAUAUAAGGAAUGGGUUGAUGUAGCAUUAAAAUUGGAUGCGUGCUACGGCUAUGACAAAUGGAAACAAGAAAUUCCAUUCCGAUAUUAUGACUACAAUCUAUUGCAGAAAGUGGAAAGGGAUCUCAGAGAAUUUAGAAAAGGCAAAUUGGCUGAUCCAUACGCAUUGAAAAAUUUGUUAAUUCACUCGGUUAAAGGAAAUUUUGCGGGAGUAGAGAACACAAGACUAUACACUCAUACUCAUUAUGGUACCAAGGGACUAGUAGAAUCGUAUAUUGAUGAAGUGACAGAAUCUCUCGACCAUCUGCGCAAAUCCUCCCUCAUUUCGCACAGGGAUAAACACCGGCUAUUUAAAUUAGCGUGCAAGAACUAUGGCCGUACUGCCCUUUGUCUGAGUGGGGGAGCUAGCUUCGGCUAUUAUCACAUCGGUGUAGUGCGCGCACUCUAUGAUGCUGGUCUGCUCCCAUCGGUUAUCACGGGCACCAGCUCUGGCGGUCUUAUAGCCGCAUUAACGUGUACCCAUACUAACGAGGAAUUAGAGCAAGUGCUACGACCAGAAAUCUGUUCCCGCCUCAAUGCUUGUGGGGAUUCGAUAGAUUUGUGGCUGAAGAGAUUUUGGAAAACCGGCGCUAGAUUCAGUGCUGUUGAUUGGGCACAUAAAGUUCAAUGGAUUACGAAAGGGAGCUUGACUUUUCGAGAAGCUUACGAGAGAACAGGAAGGAUACUCAAUAUUUCUGUUAUCCCGUACGAUACACAUUCUCCUCCUAAGCUUCUUAAUUAUAUUACAGCGCCUGACUGUGUAGUAUGGUCAGCCGUGAUUGCCAGCGCUGCAGUACCGGGCAUAUUGAAUCCAGUUGUUCUUAUGCAAAAAACAGCGGAUGGAUCACUCGUGCCUUAUAAUUAUGGACACAAAUGGAAAGAUGGGUCGUUACGCACGGAUAUUCCACUACAGUCUCUCUACACUCUGUUUAACGUCAAGUUUACUAUAGUAUCCCAAGUCAAUCCUCAUAUUCACAUAUUUUUUUAUGGGCCUCGUGGCUCAGUCGGUCGUCCAGUUGUUCAUCGUAAAGGACGUGGAUGGCGAGGGGGGUUCCUAUUAUCUAGUCUUGAGCAAAUGCUUAAAUUAGACUUAAGCAAAUGGUUGAAAGUGAUCAGAGAUCUAGAAUUGAUGCCACCUGUAGCCGAUCAGGAUUGGAGCUCUGUCUGGCUACAGCGAUUUGACGGCAAUAUCACUAUUCUUCCCAAAAUAACACUAUGGGACUAUUAUUAUAUACUAUGUGAUCCAGAUUAUCGUCGUCUAUCCCACAUGAUUACAUAUGGUCAACGAGCAGCAUGGCCAACAUUGAAAAUGAUAUCCAAUAGGUUAAAAAUCGAGCGUGCUAUUGAGAAAGGACGACGAACGGUCAAGCGUGAGCAAUACCGGUUGCGUCGGCGGGUAGAUUGUAAUCAUUAUGAUCACGAAGACACGGAAAAUACUUCUGAAUCAGUCGAUUCAUCUGUUGGCGGGAAUAGCGGAUCGAGCGAUUCAGGUGACAGAAAUGAGGGAAAUGAUGUUGGAAUCGAGUAUGCAAAGAGAUGGCGCGAACAUAGCGGGCUAAUAAGGAAGAAAGGACAUUCUUCGUAUUCCAUCUCGAUGUCGCAAUCCGAUGAUGAUAGUUUUUGA